AUGAGGACAACGCCGACUGAAUACAUGGAUCUGUUGCCGCAAAUGGACACCUACUGUACUUCGCCCGAAAAUAAUCUUUGCUUCUUAGGAGGUGACGGUCGUGUCAAUCUCCACCCAUUAAUCACGACACAGUACACGCUUUUCGUUCGGGAGCACAACCGGUUAGCCAACCUUCUGGGGGCUACUUAUCCCGACUUUAGUGACGAGAUCCUUUUCCAAGAGGCACGCAAGUUUCUCAUUGCAGAGUUUCAGCAUAUCGCAAACAAUGAAUUCCUUCCUAAUAUCCUUGGUUCUGAUUUAAUGGAAGCCUACAAUCUGUGGUCACUUCAGGAUGGCCAUUCGAGUUACCUAUCGAGUGUCCACCCAGGUACCCGUAACGGUUUUGCUUCUGCAGCUUUUCUUUUCGCACACUCGGGUGUCAUGGGUGAGAUUUCGAUCAACGGGAGUCAGAUUUCUUUCGGUUCUCUUUUUUACAACCCCGACAUCUUUUACAAUGUUUCCGAUGCAACCACUAUCCUGUUUAUGACCGACGAACUUACCAACAAACUAAGCGAAACAAAACCUGGAGACGGUUGGGAUUUAGCAGCUAUUAAUAUCCAGAGUGGGCGCGACAACGGACUUCCGACAUACAAUACGUGGCGACACUGGUGCGGCCUGAAUGUGGCCGAAAAUUUCACUUCUUUAGUUGACCACAAGGAUGAAGAUAAGGAAAUUUUACAACAAAUCUAUGACACCCUGUAUUUAUCUCACUGCCUACUCAUAUCUAUCUAUCUAUCUAUCUAUCUAUCUAUCUAUCCCUAG
Messenger RNA from Acanthosepion pharaonis, 801 nucleotides. The record is from the annotation of a GenBank genome assembly. NCBI's taxonomy places the organism in Eukaryota, Metazoa, Mollusca, Cephalopoda, Sepiida, Sepiidae.